AUGCAGCAACCCAAAUCCGCUCUCUCGCCCCUUCCCGACAUCGUGCGCGGCCCAUCCGCACCGCCGCGACUACCACUUCGCCCUUCCCCACCACCGCCUGCUCCAGACUUCCUCGUCAUCGGCUUGUUCGCCCUGCGACUCACCAAGCGGCUGAUCGAAAGCCUCGAGUACUAUCCCGGUCGUGAUGCCGACAUCAUCUGGCUCGUUAACUUCCUCUCGCCCUUCCACAACGAAUACGAACUAGCCAAGAUCUCAGGUGCUCGGAGAGAUGACUACCUCGCGACGUAUCAGAGCAUUGUCUCACGGAUGAAGAAGCAGCCAAAAUACCCUAUGCGAUUCAUGCAGAUGAAUCCAGAUCAAUCGGCGCAGCCAACAAGGCGAGGAAGCGAGAUGGAGCGACCGAGGGACAUGUCCGAUGUUGAGCGACUGGAGGUCAUCAACUUCUGCGAUGCAGCAGGAGAGUGGGGAUCAAUCCUCCCGAUACCAGCGCGUGAAGCAGAGAGAAUGGUCGAACUGGCUGACCGAAGGAAAAUCGCCGAUCUCGAUGAGCCUCAUCGGCAACGACCGCAGUACGAAGAUAGGGAGGGGCCACGAGAUCGCAUGCAAUCACGAUCCGAAGAUAGAGAGGAGCUGCUAGAGCGAAGGCACCCACGCUUCGAGCCGCAUUCUUUGCCUUACGACACGAGAGGACCAUUGCAAGAGGUCAGGCAGCCGGAACGCGAGGACAGAUAUGGACUACACAAUACUGGGGUGUGGCGUGGCGACGAAUACCUUCCGCCUGACGAAAGGCGGCAACCAGCGGAUACGAGAAGGAGACGUCGGGUAUCUUUCGCGGAUGACAGGCAGUACUACAAGAGACCGCUCACCUGGAAGAUGGCGCUCCGCGACCCUGCGAGCACUGAUAUCGUCGACUAUUGUAUACGUGGCGAGUCUAACCACCUCUAUGAAGAACCAGAUGUCGACGAAGACAUCGUGUAUCGCAUUAUUCCCGGAGAUGUAGUGACGGACGAAGAACUGGACAUAUGCGCUGGCAACUUCUCUUCUGAUUACGGCGUGUGGAGUUGGAGAGCGCAUCUUGAAAUGGGGAUGAUGGCCGAGUAUGGUAAGUCCUCCGGUAUUAUUGGAGCGUGUAGGUCGGCAGCCAAGGACGCAUCGCUGACUUUGGUGUAG
This is a messenger RNA of Alternaria novae-zelandiae, 1170 nucleotides long. RefSeq lists its product as uncharacterized. The record is from RefSeq and is a predicted model, not a curated record. Bases 1 to 1170 code for a protein of 389 amino acids. The transcript has 3 exons. NCBI's taxonomy places the organism in Eukaryota, Fungi, Ascomycota, Dothideomycetes, Pleosporales, Pleosporaceae.